AAAGAAAUAGCGAAUUAAUAGAGCUAUAAUAACUGUGAUACAAAUUUAGGAAUCUACUUAGACUAAUUGACCUACUUUGUUCUUGACAGGUAAAAGACAAAGUUGAAUCCAGAAUUGGAGUGAGAACACACGUACGACGGUUCCAUCCAUUUAGUUUUAGUUUGGAAUAAUAUGGAUGUAUUUCAAGACAUGUUUGCUGAACGUGGUUGGACUGAUGAGUGUGAUAAAUUGCCAAAUAAAACAACUAUUUUUACCACGGACUUCAAUGGUAUUCCGGAAACAUUAGUAUUGAACGUUAUAUCAUGGCUGUUAUUGAUUGGAUUAUUUACCGUAUUGCGACAUCAGGCCGGUGACUAUGGCCGGUUGGCGCUUGUAAAUAGCAAUGGCAGUAAAAAACGUUGGACUGAAGUGUUCUAUUCGCGUGCAAGUAUGGUUGAUACGCCCCAGCCGCAAGCAACCACCAGUCGUAUGCAAAAUGGUGCCGAGGAAGGUCGUGGUAGUCUUACAUCGAAUGCUUCUGAGCCCCCGUUGUCGCCCAUUCAUUCCGACCAAGGAAUUUUCGCUUGGAUUAGAAUAACAUGGAAACUACGCAAGGAGCAAAUACUGUUGCAUACCGGACCAGAUGCCGUUCAUUAUCUUUCAUUUCAACAACAUCUUAUGGCAGUAAUGGCUAUAGUUACCUUGGUUUCGUUGAUUAUCAUAUUACCGGUAAAUUUAUUCAGUGGACCUACUGAAGGUAGAUCCGAUCUCAAUGCGUUUGGACAUACAACAAUAGAGAACGUGCCUUACGAAUCGCCCUGGCAAUGGGUACACGUUAUCGUCACGAUUAUAUAUGCGCCGCUGAUUGUGCUGGUUAUGCGACGCUCUUCCGGUCGUAACGCCUUCAAAACAGCAUCCACGCGUACUAUUAUGAUAUCCAACAUCUCCGCAAGCGAUCGUAAUAAAACUGUUAUUCGUCACUAUAUACAAGAAUUGUUUCCGGAUGUGAAUAUCGAGGAUGUGCAAAUUGCAUACAACAUAUCCAAAUUAGCAACACGAAAUGCCGAAUAUGAAAAGAUAUUAGAUGCACGAAUGUUUUGCGAACAUCAUCGUGACCGUGAUACACUACAGGUUCAACCGAAUUUAUGCUCCUGCGCUAAAGAAAAUGCAUACGCCUACUAUCAACGCGAAGAGCAAAAACUAGCUGGAGACGUCGCACGUUUGCGAGCUGCUGCACUUAAUGAACCACUUGGCAUUGCCUUUAUCACUGUUUCUACUGUACACGAGGCCCAAAACAUUGUUAGUCACUUUACACCUGGUACUUAUAGAAAGUGGAAUUUGGAAUUCGCGCCUUCACCAGAUGACCUGUUUUGGGAGCAUUUGAAUGUCAGCAAAAGUAAUUGGUAUCUCAAAUGGGGAGCCGUAAACUUCAUUCUAUUUCUAGCCCUUUUCUUCCUCACUACACCGGCAAUCGUGCUGAACUUUCUAAAUACUUAUGCCUUGGCUAAAGGCAAUAUAUACACGAUAUCGCCACUAGUGUCAGAGUUUUUGCCAACACUGUUGUUGUGGACACUUGCAGCACUGAUGCCAGUGAUUGUCGCCUUCUCCGAUAAAUGGUUGGCACAUUAUACACGUUCUUUACAAAAUUAUUCGAUUAUGAUUAAGUGUUUUUGCUAUUUAUUAUUGAUGAUUCUAAUUUUGCCUUCAUUGGGACUAACAUCAGCACAAAAGUUAAUCGAAUGGUCAAUUAGCAACGAUACCAUACGCUGGCAUUGCGUUUUUAUGCCGGACCGCAGUUCAUUCUAUGUUAACUAUGUUAUUACGGCUGCUUUUAUUGGUACGGCACUGGAAUUGUUACGAUUUCCGGAGCUCAUCGUUUAUAUUUGGAUGUUGUGUACGGCCAAAUCGAAAGCUGAAACGCCAUACAUACGCAAAUCGAUAUUGAUCGAAUUUCCGUUUGGUAUUCACUAUGCUUGGACAGUAUUGGUAUUCACUAUUUCUACGGUUUACAGUGUUUCUUGUCCACUAAUAAUGCCGUUCGCAAUGAUAUAUAUCUGUUUUAAACAUUUUGUGGACCGUCAUAACCUGUAUUUUGCUUAUGGCCCUUCAAAUAUGAUAUCAAGGAAUGGAGGAAAAAUUCAUUCGACUGCAGUCACAAUGACCAAAUCUGCAAUUAUAAUUCUGCUCUUGGUAAUGGCAAUGAUCUCAGUUCUACGGGAAAGAGGCAAUGCACGUUCCAUUAUACUUCUUAUUACGCUCGUGCUAACAUUGACAUUGUUUACGUUCAUGUCGCCUAUAAAACGUUGUGCGUCAGUACCCCGUCCCAGUGUUGUAGAAAUGGCUGGCCCAGCGCCAGUGUACGUGCCUGAAGUCUUACGACCGCGCGCAGCUGUUGCUUCAGCAGCGACGCACAAUCACGGCGCGACUAAUGGCGGCGGUAUUACAGGCUAUGGUUCAGAUAGUGUGUCCGAUUUUGAUAUUAGCUCACAAUGUAGCGUCAAUAGCGUAGAUGCUUGAAGGAGAAAUUUUGUUAAAUAUCGGGUUCUAGAUAGAUACGAAUAAAAAUCGAUCAUAAACA
This is a messenger RNA of Rhagoletis pomonella (apple maggot), 2557 nucleotides long. Its product is annotated as calcium permeable stress-gated cation channel 1-like. Gene Ontology annotation, cellular component: plasma membrane. The transcript has 2 exons. Lineage: Eukaryota; Metazoa; Arthropoda; Insecta; Diptera; Tephritidae. The coding region runs from base 172 to 2496 and encodes 774 amino acids. Gene Ontology annotation, molecular function: calcium-activated cation channel activity. The record is from RefSeq and is a predicted model, not a curated record.